ACUUUAGCUCACUCUGGCUCUCGAAUAGAUCCGAUCAAUAGUUUGAUCGGAAGAAGAGACGUUUCUCCAGAUCUACUCGAUCGCAAAAUCCAAAAAAAAACUUUUCCAAUUUUUCUGGUGGAAGUCUCGAGGGCUAGGAACUUUGAGGGUGACAUUGUGAUCACUUUUCUCCCUCAUUUAUUCCAACGAAUAGUGUACAUAAAAAGUGUAAAUUUGAAGCUGUUAAAAUUUCGACACGAUGAUGCAGUUCAGGUGGCUACUUUUGGUCUCUCUCCUUACGAUCUCUGGAGUGGUGGUGGAUGCUUAUGGCACCGGUGACUACGGCUACGUGGGAUUGAGAGAUAACUAUUACGCGAGUUCAUGCAAGGACGCAGAAAAGGUGAUAAAGAAAGCCGUUCAGACUGAACUGGCCAAGAACCUCAAGCAUGCAGCUGGUGUCUUGCGUAUGCAAUUCCAUGACUGCUUCGUGGAGGGCUGCGAUGCUUCUGUACUGCUCGACGGGCCUAGAACCGAAAAGACGGCUCCUGUCAACGCGAAGCUCGCAGGAUUUGAAGUGAUCGACGCUGCCAAAGCUGCCGUGGAAGCAAUCUGUCCUGGCGUCGUUUCAUGCGCCGACAUCCUUGCGUACGCAGCUCGCGACAGCACAGUCGAGCUGAACGGCACAGCCUGGGCGGUGCAAGGUGGAAGAAAGGAUGGCACUGUUUCUCGGGCCUCCAGAGCCGAAGCCGAGCUGCCACCGCCGGAGUUCCAGGUGUCUCAGCUCAUAGAUUCUUUUGCUCGGAGGGGAUUAUCGGCCAGGCAGAUGGUGGUUCUUUCCGGCUCGCACACCGUGGGAGUGAGUUUCUGUGACAAAUUCGUUUCGCGCCUCUACAACUUCAACUCAGCCUUCUUCACGGAUCCCUCGAUCGACCCUGCAUAUGCCAAGGAGCUCAAGAACAUUUGUCCCCAGCACACUUUCAACACCACCAUCGAGGUGUUCAUGGAUGUAAUCACUCCCACAUCUGCAGGCGUGUUCGAGGCCAAUUACUACAAGACACUGCAGGAGCACAAGGGCCUCUUCACAUCCGACCAGUCGCUGUUUGACGAUACCCGCACAAAGGCCAUGGUGACAUCGCUGCUGAAUAAUCGUCGAUUCCAGAAGGAGUUCGGAAAGGCUAUGCGCGCUAUGGGAAGAGUGGGAGUCAAGACCAAGGGCCAGAUCCGCACCAACUGCAGGGUGGUGAACACAUACUAGAUGAUUCCGAGUAACUCUCAUUUAAAAUUUUUAGAAGAGGAAUUUAACAUUAGUAGUGCACUCCGAAGCCAGAGCAAAGUAAAUUGAGAAGCUAACGAUUAAGCUCACCGAGUGGUCGUGUAUUAAAACUUUAUCAGAAGUAGAAUUCAACGUUCGGAGUGCACUCCGAACGACAGAGCACACGAUAUUGGAAAGCACACGAUCGAGCGCACCGCUUGGUCAUGUGCUUUCCAAUUUACUGUCGACAAAUUCUUAUGAAGUGAUCAACAAAACUUUAUGGGUUUCAUCCUAUCAUGGGACCGAAUCUUCUGCAGAAAACCUGGAACGAACUUCGUCUGUGAAUAAAACCUUCGAUUUACUACAAUGUUAAAUGCUCUCAUAUUACCAUCAAAUAGAUCAAUCUUGGUGUCG
Molecule: messenger RNA, 1645 nt
Organism: Marchantia polymorpha subsp. ruderalis
Lineage: Eukaryota; Viridiplantae; Streptophyta; Marchantiopsida; Marchantiales; Marchantiaceae
Source: the annotation of a GenBank genome assembly